UAAUAACACAAAACUGCAACCUCAGUCCCUCCCCCUAUCUCUAUCCCUUUUCACGUUCUCGACAUCCACUCUUACUCAGUUCCACCUUCCCACAGACCCAGCCUUCACUUCUCCACCUGCUUUAGCAUCGCCCCUUCUUCUUCUCUGCCUCUCAUCUGCCGAUCGCUUGCAAUUAAAAAAAAAGGAUUUAUUUGGUCUCCUUCUCUCUAAUCGCGUAUUUUUGUGCAUGCAACCUGAUCAGACAAGGGGAAAAAGGGAUUUUCUGUCUUGAGCAUGAGAAGGACUGCCGAAACAUCAGCAAUUCAGCAUCACCGAUCGGGUUAUCAGAAUGAGCACUGGAUACAAGAGCUUCAGCAAGAGAAGUUUUCAUCUCACAAAAUAAAACACAGGGGACUUAAGAUCCCAGCUGAAGGGGAGAAUCAGAUUUAGGUCUCCACAAUGGAGCAAGAAUGAACAGAGAGCGGCUGAAAGAAAAGCAUGAACUGGAGGUUUAUUGAGGUCGUCUACUUCCUGUUUAUAUGGGACCAUAUAACAGUAGAGUCUUCCCACCAGGAACCAUCUAUUGCAGAGCACCAUGUCUCCAAACAAUUUGAUUGGCUUAUCUCAGACCGGGGGCCCUUCCACCAUUCUCGGGGCUAUUUAUCCUUUGUGGAAAGAUUUCGUCAAGGAUUUACAACCAGAUAUAAAAUAUAUAGAGAGUUUGCCCGUUGGAAGGUGAGGAAUACAGCCAUUGAACGGAGGGAUUUAAUCCGCAAUCCUGUCCCUUUAAUGCCAGAGUUCCAGAAAAGUAUUCGCAUGCUGGGAAGAAGACCCUCCACACAGCAGUUCAUUGAUACCAUCAUAAAAAAAUACGGGACCCACAUACUGGUAUCAGCUACCCUUGGAGGUGAAGAGGCACUGACUAUGUAUAUGGACAAAAGUAAACUGGACAGAAAAACAGUCAAUGCUACUCAGAGUGUGGAGGCACUAUAUCAGCUGGCAUCUUCAUAUUUCAUCGACAGAGAUGGGACAAUGAGACGACUUCAUGAAAUUCAAAUUUCCACCAAUGCCAUUAAGGAUGAUCACAACCUCCCAAGAUUACUACUCGUCCUGGCUUCAGUAGCUGUAACUGAGACUCGGACCGGACCUCUUGGUUGCACUAGUUAUGAUAAUCUUGACUCAGUGAGUUCCGUACUUCUGCAGAGUCCCGAAAGCAAACUCCAUCUACAAGGACUGCAAGUCAUCUUUCCAGAAUACCUCCAAGAAAAAUUUGUCCAGUCAGCACUUAGUUACAUCAUGUGUAACGGCGAAGGUGACUAUGUGUGCCGUAACAGCCAAUGCAUAUGUCUAUGUGCUGAAGAGUUUCCACAAUGUAACUGCCCGAUCACGGACAUACAAAUAAUGGAAAAUACACUAGUAGGAAUGUCAGAAAUAUGGGCUUCAGCAUACAAAGACUUUGAAAACUCAGAUGAAUUUAAGUCAUUUCUUAAGAGGCUGCCUUCUACUCAUUUCUUACCAAUAAGCAGCGUUCACCAGCUUUGGGGCAACGACUGGGACUUGCAAGCCCGUUAUAGGCUUCUGCAAAGCUCAAUGGAAACCCACAAAAUGAAAAUGCUCCGUACUGCUCGGAAACUGUUUGGACUCAGUAUCCGUUGUCAUCACAAUCCUAACCACCAAAUGCCUAGAGAGAGAUCCAUAUUGCAGUGGCUUAAUCGAGUCCAAUCUCUUUUAUACUGCAAUGAAAAUGGGUUUUGGGGAACUUUUCUUGAAAGCCAGAGGACCUGUGUCUGCCACACUGGUGCCAGUCUGUGCCAAAGACCCAUUCCUUGUAACAUUGGUGGUAACAACAGUUGUGCUAUGUGCAGCCUGGCUAACAUCUCCCUCUGUGGUUCUUGCAACAAGGGCUACAAGUUGUAUCGGGGGCGCUGUGAACCACAGAAUGUUGACUCUGAGCGCAGUGAGCAGUUCAUCAGCUUUGAGACAGACUUGGAUUUCCAAGACCUAGAGCUCAAGUACCUCUUGGAGAAAAUGGAUUCCCGGCUUUAUGUUCAUACAACUUUCAUCAGUAAUGAAAUUCGGCUGGAUACUUUCUUUGACCCACGGUGGAGGAAAAGAAUGUCACUUACUCUCAAAAGCAACAAGAACCGGAUGGACUACCUUCAUAUGAUAAUCGGACUAUCCAUGAAGAUCUGCCAGAUGAAGAAUAGUAGCAUUGAUCCUAUGUUUUUUGUUUACAUUAAUCCUUUUAGUGGUAGCCACUCUGAAGGAUGGAAUAUGCCCUUUGGAGAGCAUGGUUACCCACGUUGGAAGAAGGAGAGAAUACAGAAUACUCAGUGUUAUAACUGGACAUUACUGCUUGGAAACAGGUGGAAGACCUUUUUCGAGACUGUCCACAUUUAUUUAAGGAGCCGAGCCAAGUUACCUUCAAUGUUACGCAAUGACACAGGCCAAGGGCCUGUAGACCUUUCAGACCCAGCCAAACGUCAAAUAUAUAUUAAGAUCUCAGAUGUGCAAGUUUAUGGAUAUAGCUUACGCUUCAAUGCCGACCUGCUACGCAGUGCCGUGCAGCAGGUCAAUCAGUCAUACACUCAGGGGACGCAGUUCUACUCUUCCUCCUCAGUGAUGCUCCUUUUGUUGGAUAUAAGGGACCGAAUCAAUCGACUUGCUCCUCCGGUGGCCCCUGGAAAGCCCCAGCUUGACCUCUUUUCUUGUAUGCUGAAGCAUCGUCUCAAACUGAAUAACAGUGAAAUCAUUCGGGUCAAUCACGCUUUAGAUAUGUACAACACAGAAAUUUUAAAACAGUCUGACCAUCUGACGACUAAACUCUGUUGAACUUUUUUUUUCCACUUUUUUCAUGUAAAAUUGAAUUUGUAAAUGUAAUUAAUAUGACACAAUUUACAACUCUAAGUUGGAAACGCUUAACAGACUGUACCAUAAUUGGCGGAGCAUGUUUGUUACUUCUUUUAACAGACUAAACGAUAAAAAGAAUGAAAAAGCUGGUUGCUAAGAGGCCUUGAAUUUACCUGGAAAAAAAAAAGAAUAAACUCAUCAAUUACUGCCAUUCGAUCUGUUUGAAAUCUUCUAACCAAAAUCAGCACCAGAUCAGAGCAGUGAAAGAUAUUUUUUCUACUUAUUUCAGCAAUGUGUUUUGCAAAAACAAUGAUGAAGCAUAGAUUUAUGAUUAAUUAAAUAUAUUUAAGACAUGUUGCUGACCAGAUUUUAUCCUUAUUUUAUCUACAUUUAGAUUGGUAGUAUUAGUGGGAUGUCAUAGCACACAAUUACUCAGAAAUGGAGACCAAUUUUUGCGUCUUUGUUGCGUACAGAUCUCUACUAACCAACAAUUUUCUCUUUCUGUGUAAGGAGAAUCACUAAUACUAUAAUUCUGUGUAGCCUUUUAAAUAAAGGCAGUCAUGAUGACUGCAAGAGAUUGAUUUUUAUUCUUUUAUGUUUUUUUGGAGAUUUUUGUCGUUUCACUAAAUUUUGGGUUUGCUUUGCUUUAUUUCCACUGUAUGUAACCUGGACACCAAAAUAUGUGUAUGUGUGUGUAUUUGUGUGCAUACCUAAACAUUUAUGGUAUCAAAAAGAAAAAAAAAUCUCUCCCAACUCCUGAACUUUACCUUUGUUAUUUUGAGAACAGUACAUCAGCUGCACAAAGUAGAUAUGACUGCAAGACUGUAUGUUCAGAAAUGUAGGGCACCGACUAACUGAAUUCAGUCAAAUUUGUUUUGCUACCUGUGCCAGGGUAGUAAUUAGAUGUAUAGUAAAAUGGCAUGCACAUCUAGCAUGCAGAUGUGCCCAGCAUUACAGAUUUUAAAGCAGGAAAGCAUAAAUUAUUUCUGUGGUCACGCAUUUUCCUGUUGAAAAUAGGAAAGCCUUAACACUGCCUGCAGUCAAUUUUUCAUAUUUGGAUUUUUUUGGACUGAUGCAGUGAAAAUUGCAUUUUAUCCCAAUGCAAUUGUUCAGAGUAAUUAAAAUUGGCUUAGAUGAACUAAGCACUCUGAUUUAACUGUUAGCAAACAGAAAAGCCUUUUUGCUAAGUUUGUCCUGUUGCACAGUGCCGAUCUUGUUUUCAAGUCAAUGUGAUUGUAUCCAUACGCCAUUAACUGUCUUUCUUAAUAUUAAUAGUCAAAAAAUAAUUUAAUUAUUAAAGAGAUAUAAGGUCAUUAAAUUGUAAUUGAUUACUACCUUAA
Polypterus senegalus (gray bichir) is the source of this 4169-nucleotide messenger RNA. It is a transcript of the gene brinp1, whose product is annotated as bone morphogenetic protein/retinoic acid inducible neural-specific 1. The coding region runs from base 478 to 2811 and encodes 777 amino acids. The record is from RefSeq and is a predicted model, not a curated record. Lineage: Eukaryota; Metazoa; Chordata; Cladistia; Polypteriformes; Polypteridae. The transcript is spliced from 9 exons. Gene Ontology annotation, biological process: positive regulation of neuron differentiation; negative regulation of mitotic cell cycle.